This is a messenger RNA of Pelobates fuscus (common spadefoot toad), 495 nucleotides long. RefSeq names its product zinc finger protein 614-like. The record is from RefSeq and is a predicted model, not a curated record. The transcript has a single exon. Gene Ontology annotation, biological process: regulation of transcription by RNA polymerase II. NCBI's taxonomy places the organism in Eukaryota, Metazoa, Chordata, Amphibia, Anura, Pelobatidae. Gene Ontology annotation, molecular function: DNA-binding transcription factor activity, RNA polymerase II-specific; RNA polymerase II cis-regulatory region sequence-specific DNA binding. The coding region runs from base 1 to 495 and encodes 164 amino acids.
AUGAAUACAUGUCAAAAACUCAAAAAGAAACCAGGAAAUCUGAAUCGUAUUCACAUGGACAGCUUGCUCCAACAGAGCAAAAAGAGGCUAAAGAGAACUAGUGAAAAUGAGCUAUGCAAUACAAAGAAGAAAAAAAUGUCAAAAGUAGAAAAACACACCCAACCAAAAAGUUAUAAAUGCUACAAAAUCGGGCAAAGGUCUAAAAGCAGACAAUACAUUGAGAAACAGUUUCCAUGUACAGAUUGCAGCAAAACAUUUACUCGUAGGUCAUCUUUAAUUACACACCACCGAAUCCACACAGGAGAGAAACCAUAUGUUUGCAUUGAGUGUGGGAAAGGAUUCACUGACAGCUCAAAUCGUGUCAAACACCAGCGAACACACACAGGAGAGAGACCAUACGCAUGCACAGACUGUGGUAAAACCUUCACUGAUAGCUCAAACCUUAUUGCCCACCAGAGAGCACACACAAGGGAAGCAACCGUAUGUAUGCAGUGA